This is a messenger RNA of Staurois parvus, 1167 nucleotides long. NCBI's taxonomy places the organism in Eukaryota, Metazoa, Chordata, Amphibia, Anura, Ranidae. The record is from the annotation of a GenBank genome assembly.
AUGGAGCGUUUAGAAGAACAAUUUUCAGAUCUUCAGGUAGAAAAACGGUCGGCUAUGAAAGACAACAUGACUUACAUACUUGACAUUGGCAUGUCAAGUGCAGUGGAGGCACCAAACAAUCAGACAGUUGCAAUCUUGUGUUCUGACAAAUCAAUUAAAUUAUAUAACAAGGAAACCAUGACCUGCCUUCAAGAAUAUAAUGCACACCCUUGUUUGCUGAGUGGUGUUCGUUUUUCCCACUCAAACAGCAACCUGCUGUUUUCUGCAUGCAGUGAUGCCACUGUAAAACUUUGGGAUGUUAGAGUUUCUGGUGCAGAAGCUGUGCAGAUAUUUAAUGGCUACCCGUGCAAUGUUUUCAUCAGCUUUGAUAUUAGCUGCAAUGACCUUGUUUUGUGUGCCGGCACUGAAAAAGUAGACGACGACUCUUUUCUGGUCUUCUGGGAUGCAAGAUAUAAUUCUGAAAGCGAUUCUAGUCAACCUCUUGGAGUCUAUUCAGAGUCACAUAAUGAUGAUAUCACUCAAGUGCGCUUUCAUCCAACCAAUCCAGGCCUGAUGGCAACGGGUUCCACUGAUGGCCUUGUUAACGUGUUUGAUAUUGCAGAGGAUAAUGAAGAUGAUGCCUUGCGUUCCACUUGCAAUUCUGAUUCUUCAGUAAGUGGUCUUGGUUGGGCAGGCAAAGAUUACAACCAGAUUUAUUGCUUGACACAUGAUGAAGGAUUCUGUUGGUGGGAUCUUGCCCAAGUGGACACCGAUGAACCCAUCACACUUUGUAAAGUUGAGGAUAUGAGGGAAAAAGUCACCAGCUGUUCCAUUGACUAUCUGAUUGGUGGGCUCUAUCAUGACAAAACGGAUUCAAUGUUUCUUGUAGCUGGGUCUCACACUGGUAAUAUCAAUCUGUUAAGCUGCGACUCUGAUCAGCUGACGUGUUUAAAAAGCUUACAGGGAGGACAUACUGCCACUGUACGGUCAUUUUACUGGUGUGUGGACGACAAUUCUCUGCUAACUGGUGGCGAGGAUGCACAGUUGCUGUUGUGGAAACUGAAAGCCAAGGACUUGUCCCCAGGAAAGAGAACCUCCAUGAAAAUAACUUCCUCUGUACAGCAGAGGGUUCGCGUGCACAACUCCAAAUCGUAUUCCACAAAGCAAAAGAAGACCAACCAUGUAUAA